CCACGUGACCGUUUUCCUGGCUCGCCUUUGUGGGACAAAUCGUGAUUUUCGAGUCUCUCUAUGGCCAAUAAUGGGAGAAAACUGACAAAGACGCAUAUUUACGAGGCUUAAAACGGAUGUAUUCAAUUGUUUUGUGGUGUGGUUCUUUCGCAUUUCCGGGAAGACAGGAGACGCCGGCGUCGUUUAGUUUUUAAGACGGGUUUUGUUUAUCACAUCUCAACUUGGUUGGUGAGUAGUUAUUGAGCCGUCGGAGAUGAGUGGUCCCGAGGUAGCGAAGACGCCGGGGAAGGAAGGCAUGGAGGCUGUAGCCAAUGGCCAUGCAGGAGAGGGUGAACAGGGAGGAGACGAUCCCUUCGCUGAGUACAUGUGGAUGGAGAACGAGGAUGCGUACAACAGACAGGUUGAAGAGGAAUUGUUGGAGCAGGAGUUCUUGGAGCGUUGUUUCCAGGAGAUGUUAGAUGAGGAGGACCAGGAUUGGUUCAUCCCGGCCAGAGACCUCCCCUCAGGGGUGGGGCAGAUCCAGCAACAGCUCAAUGGCUUGUCAGUCAGUGACAGAGGAAACGCAGAGGAUAUGGCGAGGAAAAGCAACUUGAACCCUGAUGCGAAGGAGUUCGUUCCGGGAGUGAAAUACUAGGAGUCCCCCUCAACCCCAGGGAGCACAAACACUCACGUUCACAUAACCUUGCAGAGACUCUGGCGGCCUUGACCGCAAAACACACACAGGUCCAGGGUGUGUAGGUAGAAACCUGUAAGGGGGUGGGGGAACUUAUUUUCUUUAAGAUUUUUAUUUUAUUUGUUUCAACUUGUUUAAAAGGUUAAAGGACAGGGGCGGGGUAUCAGUAUCAACAGAGCCCUAUAGAGGGCGCUGCUGCUGCAUUCAAGGGAUAUAUCCCAAAUAGUACCCUAUUCCCUAUGUAGUGCACUACUUUUGACCAGGGCCCAGAUUCACAAAACACUUCUAAACGUAAAAACUUACAAACUAGCUUGUUUUUAUUCUUAAGUGCAUUAUCUUAAGAUUUAAUGAUUUUCUUAUGAACUUCUCAAUCUUCUUAAGAUGUUUGUUGCUAGGCAACCGUUUUAGCAAGCAAUGGCAAUCAUGUUCGCAUAUUUAUUACUGUUCUAAAACUUGGGUUUAAAAUUAUCAAUACUGAAACUUUUAGAUUAAGUUUGUGAAAUAAACAUGUUCAAUUGCUUUAAAUAUUAUUUAUGAUGAAAUUAAUGAAAUUAGAUACUUAAAAAUAAAGUCUUUAAUUUUUACUUAGGGAGAAAAUGUGCAAUAACAUUUCCAAUAACCUUUUUGAGGAAUCGCAACUUUGCUUAACUUUCUUAACUUUUUUUCCCCUUAAGACAUUUCUUCUUAAAUAUAGAUUUAAUGUUUUGUGAAUCUGGGCCCAGGGCCCUACCAUUGUGGGCCCUGAUCUAAAGUAGUGCACUCCAUAGGAAAACGGGUGCUUUUUCGGACGCAUAUAAAGGCAUACAUAUACAGAGAAAUUGCAAACUCUUGAUUUUCCGACUUUAUUUUUUACUUUUCAUGGUUGCCAUGUUGGCACCUAAAAGUUCCAUGCUAAUACAACAAGCGAAUUGCAAAUGAUACCCUGUUCCACCAUACAGUGCACUACCUAGUAAAAAUAGGGUGCCAUUUUGAGAUCUGCAUUUAUACGUUUCAUGGCAGCUUUGUUGGCGCCAGAAUGUUCCACAACGUUACCAUUCUAAUUGGAAUCCAACUACGAAUGUAAUUAUUGUUGAUGAACGACGACUGGAGCCAACGUGGACGACACAGUUGGCCGUUCUAGAUUUCUGUUACGACGGACCUCUGGUCACAAUAUGACAUUACUCUUCUGUCUCAUUUCCUGUUAUCACAUCAUCAUCAUACAGACUCACUCUGUGUAGAGCUGUUUUUAUUUCUCAUGAGCCCGGUUCCAAACCAAUUACUCAUCUUUCCUAUCCCCUACACCCUUUAAACUCAACUCCUGACCUCGAAGCCAGUUCCGCUGCAUUUUUUUAUCUUUCCCUCUAAUCAGGAACUGAUUUUAGUACUGGGACACCAGGUGAGUGCAAUUAAUUAUCAGGUAGAACAGAAAACCAGCAGGCUCUGACCCUUGUAUGGUAAGAGUUGAAUACCCCUGCCCUACACCAUUGUUCACUACCUCCUUGUGGGUGAAAAGGUUGAAGUUUUAUUCCCCGUAGGCUGCGCUUACACAGUCACUCAAGUUCGGAUAUUUUUUUCCCACUAAUUGGUCUUUUGACCAAUUACAUCAGAUCUUUUCCAAUCAAAUAUUUUUGAGCUGUUCUGAUUGGUCAGAAGACCAAUUAGUGAAAAUUAUCAGAAUUGGGCUGCUAAACGCCGCAAUAUAGUCCUACUUUUAAUCAGAACCUGGCGUCCUGAUCUAAAGAAGUGCAUAAUUUGAGGUGUCACGUGAUGGGGAACCAGAGUGCAUGGGUUAGGGUAUUGGUGUUUGGUUUGUAACUAGGCCGUUCCCUGGAAUGGGUCUCAAAUGGCACCCUAUUCCCUUUAUAGUGCACUACUUUUGACCUGUGCUCUGGUCAAAAGUAGUUCACUCAAUGGGGAAUAGGGUGCCAUUGCCUCUCGCAGUACUGAAGGAAUGGAAGCAUCAUGUUUAACUUUGUUGGAUCAAUAAUGUUGAUCAAUACAUUAUCAGGUUUAUCUGUUAAUCAAUCUCGUUUUUAGAGGAGCAAGGUGUUUGUCUCUUGGGUUUCCGUAGCCUGUGGUCAAAACGGGAAUGGAUGUGUCCCCCAAAUAGCACCCUAUGCCCUUAUUUUUUUAAAUUGAACCUUUAUUUAAGUAGGCAAGUCAGUUAAGAACAAAUUCUUAUUUACAAUGGCGUCCUACCAUGGCCAAACCCGGACGACGCUGAGCCAAUUGUGCGCCGCCCUAUGGGACUCCCAAUCACGGCCGGAUGUGAUGCAGCCUGGAUUCGAACCAGGUACUGCAGUGCAGCCUCUUGUUCUUCUGUCAUAGUGCCCUACUUUUAACUAGGGCCCAUAGCACUCCCUAUGAGCUCUCAAAGGGUCCUGGUUAAAAGUGGUGCACUACAUAGGCAGUUGGGUACCAUUUAUGGGGGGGGGGGAAACGCUAGGUUAGUGUCUCGGAGGUUUAAAAUGAAUGGGUGGGACUUGAGCUAGGGUUGACCAACCACAGGCCACGUGCACCCUGAGUCAACCAAUAGGAAUUGUCUGCCAGUUGGAUUUACAUGAAAAUAAUGGAUUUUGCGUUGGAAAAAGUCCUAACGACCCAAAGUACGAAUUUCAAUACAAAAAGAUGAAUAAAAAUGUGAAACUGCA
Salvelinus fontinalis (brook trout) is the source of this 3303-nucleotide messenger RNA. RefSeq names its product polyadenylate-binding protein-interacting protein 2B-like. Gene Ontology annotation, cellular component: cytoplasm. NCBI's taxonomy places the organism in Eukaryota, Metazoa, Chordata, Actinopteri, Salmoniformes, Salmonidae. The record is from RefSeq and is a predicted model, not a curated record. The transcript is spliced from 4 exons. Gene Ontology annotation, molecular function: mRNA regulatory element binding translation repressor activity. Gene Ontology annotation, biological process: negative regulation of translational initiation. Bases 254 to 634 code for a protein of 126 amino acids.